Molecule: messenger RNA, 1600 nt
Organism: Eufriesea mexicana
Lineage: Eukaryota; Metazoa; Arthropoda; Insecta; Hymenoptera; Apidae
Product: caspase
Exons: 6
Coding region: 203-961 (252 amino acids)
Biological process (GO): proteolysis
Molecular function (GO): cysteine-type endopeptidase activity
Source: RefSeq, a predicted model, not a curated record
UAUUCUUAUAUUGUACUCAAUUAUAUACUGUUGUCUUUAUUUGCUUAAGCUUAUUUAUUCGAUCCGUUCGUCUAAAGCCAAGUCAAAUUUUAAUGAUGGAGGCAACGAGAGUUUUUCUGGGGAAAGUCCGAAGGAAUUCGAUCAGCACGAUGCUGUCGUGAUUCAUCAACCGGAGGAAAAUGCCAUAAGCGAAAUCGAAAUCAUGAGGUUUGCUACUAAAAGAGAUGCGACAAGAUACUCUAUGAAUCAUAAAAAACGAGGUAAAUGCGUGAUAUUCAAUCAGGUAUUAUUUGAUUGGGUGGGCUCAGAACGAAAAGGAUCUAAUUUUGACGUGAAAAUGAUAUCACGUACCUUUCGUUCCCUGGGUUUCGAGUUGGAUCCCUGUCACAAUCUGUCUUAUAGUAAAAUUAUGGAGAAAGUUGAUGAAUUGUGCAAAGAAAAUCACAAAGAUUGUGACUGCAUCUGUUUCUUUAUACUGACUCACGGUUCUGAGGAAAAUUGGGUGAGAGCGCGUGACGUGUCAUAUCAGAUUCGAGACAUCUGGAAGAAGUUCACUGCCGACAAUUGUCCGUCGUUGGCUAGUAAGCCGAAGCUAUUUUUCAUACAGGCUUGUAGAGGCACUAAGAAUGAAAAACCUGUUCGGGGAAGAUCUGUUACAGAUUCGUCUAAGAAUGAGGAAAUAUACAACAUUCCUUCUCAUGCAGACUUCUUGUACGCUUCCAGUACCGUGGAAGGUUUUAACUCGCGUCGUGAUCCAGAAAAAGGUACAUGGUAUAUACAGACUUUGUGUGAGGUAAUCCAGGAUCAUUGGCGUGAUACCGAUUUAUUGAGGAUGUUAACGAUAACAGCGCGCAAGGUUGCAACCACUGAAUACCCAGAUGAAGAAGCACUCACACAAAUGCCUUCUACAACCACAACACUGAUCAGAGAUCUAUAUUUUACACCGAAGGAUGAAUCAUAGAAUAAUGAAAGUUUGUUUCAAGCAAAUAGUUAUUGAAAUGCUUAAAUUUAGUCAUUGUUAUCUCAAUUUAUCUUAUUGUUUGCUCAAGGUCCCACAAGUAUUUCCACCCUCAUGUUUUGUGUCUUUUUAUUUUUAUUUUGUAAGACAUUAAAAUCGUUUAUAAUUGUUCAUUUUUGAAACAGAUCUCAAAAUAAAUUGCCUUAUCAAGAAUGGAAAGAUGAAGUCGGCAAUAAUGAUGUAAAAUAAUAUUUUAGAUUGAAACAAUGAAAAAGAAAAUGGUAGAGAAGCAUGUUUUUGACUUGGCGCUCAUUUUAUCAGUGACGCAUGUGCAAUAGGAAUACACAAGUGGGGAUAAUAUUUAGACCUGUAGUGGGGAAAACUGGCCUUGAGCGAUUAAUUGAUUUCGAACAGGCUUUAGUCGUGGGUCGUUUUAUUACGAUAAGCGGGUGAACGUGCGUGAAUAACUUAACUGUUUCGUCCCGUCCUACGAUUUUAACUAGGUAAUUUUCUUAUAUCAAGUUGCUAAUUUAUGUUAAAGAAUUCUUCGUUUCUAGUAAUUUGACGUAACUUGUCACGAUAAAGGUCUGCAUGAUGUUGGAUCUGUUCUCAUACAUAUCAUCAAUAUUCGAAGCGCCUAAA